AUCCGGGGUCCUGAUCACUGAUUUCUCUUUCAGCGAUGUCCUGGCUUUGCCCAUCUUCAAGCAAGAAGAAUCCAGCUUGCCUCCUGACAAUGAGAACAAAAUCCUGCCUUUCCAAUAUGUGCUGUGUGCGGCCACUUCCCCUGCUGUGAAACUCCAUGAUGAAACUCUCACCUAUCUCAAUCAAGGUCAGUCCUACGAAAUCAGAAUGCUGGACAACAGGAAAAUAGGGGAAUUGCCUGAACUGAACGGGAAGCUUGUAAAGAGUAUAUUUCGAGUGGUGUUCCACGACAGACGGCUUCAGUAUACUGAGCAUCAGCAGCUUGAAGGCUGGAGGUGGAAUAGACCAGGGGACAGAAUACUUGACAUCGAUAUUCCAAUGUCUGUGGGUAUAAUUGAUCCCAGGGCAAACCCGACGCAGCUGAAUACUGUAGAGUUUCUUUGGGAUCCCUCAAAGAGGACUUCAGUGUUUAUUCAGGUCCAUUGCAUCAGUACAGAAUUCACUAUGAGGAAGCAUGGUGGAGAGAAGGGCGUGCCGUUCCGGGUCCAGAUUGACACCUUUAAGGAGAAUGAGAAUGGGGAAUAUACAGAGCACCUGCAUUCUGCCAGCUGUCAGAUCAAAGUCUUCAAGCCCAAAGGAGCUGAUAGGAAGCAAAAGACGGACAGGGAGAAAAUGGAGAAGCGAACGCCUCAAGAAAAGGAGAAAUAUCAGCCUUCGUACGAGACGACGAUACUUACAGAGUGUUCUCCAUGGCCAGAGAUCACAUAUGUCAAUAACGUAUCAUCCCCUGGCUUUAGCAGUUCGCACAGCAGCUUUUCCAUCAGUGAAGGAAACGGGUCUCCAAAUCACCAGCCUGAGCCUCCUGCUCCAAUUACAGAUAACCUUCUGCCAACGUCCACACCUCAGGAAGCUCAGCAGUGGCUGCACCGAAACCGCUUCUCUGCUUUCUCACGGCUUUUCACAAACUUCUCAGGGGCUGAUUUAUUGAAACUAACCAGAGAAGAUGUCAUACAGAUCUGCGGUCCUGCGGAUGGCAUCAGACUCUUCAAUGCAUUAAAAGGACGGAUGGUACGGCCAAGGCUGACUAUCUAUGUCUGCCAAGAGUCACAGCAGUUGAGGGACCAGCAAAAGCACGAGGAUGGAGAUGCAGCCAACAGUACUUUCUUCGUCUAUCAUGCCAUCUACUUAGAGGAGCUGACCGCGGUGGAGCUGACGGAGAAAAUAGCCCAACUCUUCAGCAUUUCCUCGCAACAGAUAAGCCAGAUCUACAAACAAGGUCCCACGGGGAUACACGUCCUCAUCAGCGACGAGAUGAUACAGAACUUUCAAGAUGAGUCAUGUUUUGUCUUGGACACAAUGAAAGCUGAAACCAAUGACAGUUACCACAUCAUCUUAAAAUAAACGGGAGACUUGCACAUAACUACUGCUCCUCAUGCGUACUCAGCUUCAUCGUCUGUUUUGGCACCUGGAUACCGACGAUAACUACAAAAGCAACUGAGAUUCAUCUUGUUACCACAGCAUGUUGCCUCUUGUUAGGUGAACACCCUGUAUCGUUGCUGGCAUGCAGGUAGACGUCUGUUGUAAGCACGCCACUGCUUGUUCGGUGUUCAACAACAUGGCCACAACCGCCAGGCUGAUCGGAGAAUGGAAACUUUGCAAUUAUGUGUCAUUGGUUGGGGAAGAGCUGCCUAUCAAGUACGGCUGCAACACUUGGGGGGCGGGAAUGUUUGUGAUGACGAUGCUCUGGCCACCCCUGGAAGCGGGUAUCCGUUCUGGGAAGUCCGUUCGUCUCAGCUGUGCAAGCUUUCUGGAUGUGGACUUGGCUGGUAGAGCCAAGGGGAUUUCCAGGUUUCGGACCAAUUUUUAGAUAAAAGACUUGGUUCUUUUCGGACUACUUCAAACUUCAUUGAUUUCUAGGUAAAGAGAUGUGUGUGUGUGUGUGUGUGUGUGUGUGUGUGAUCUAUGGUUUUGUUUCUUCCCUGCCAGUAUAAAUUAGAAGGAACUCAUGAGUUUAUGAACUGUAGCAUGGGAAAGGGCUGCCCCUGGCUUUAUUCUACACUCCAGUUCAAGAGAUUCUCGAGUGCAAAAAGAGAAAACGGCUCUCUGGGUAUCAUUGGCUGGCUUUCUGUUUCUUUAUAGACACCUCUCCC
Gekko japonicus is the source of this 2148-nucleotide messenger RNA. RefSeq names its product transcription factor CP2 (gene TFCP2). The transcript is spliced from 14 exons. Gene Ontology annotation, cellular component: nucleus. Gene Ontology annotation, biological process: positive regulation of transcription by RNA polymerase II. Gene Ontology annotation, molecular function: DNA-binding transcription activator activity, RNA polymerase II-specific; RNA polymerase II cis-regulatory region sequence-specific DNA binding. NCBI's taxonomy places the organism in Eukaryota, Metazoa, Chordata, Lepidosauria, Squamata, Gekkonidae. The record is from RefSeq and is a predicted model, not a curated record. The annotation marks the transcript as partial.